Molecule: messenger RNA, 1559 nt
Organism: Leptinotarsa decemlineata (Colorado potato beetle)
Lineage: Eukaryota; Metazoa; Arthropoda; Insecta; Coleoptera; Chrysomelidae
Gene: DCTN2-p50
Product: dynactin subunit 2
Biological process (GO): microtubule-based process
Cellular component (GO): dynactin complex
Source: RefSeq, a predicted model, not a curated record
CUGAAACAUGUACAACUAUUUUUACAUGAAUAUAGUCAAUUUCUAAAACUAAAAUAGAUAUACGUAUAAGAUUUUCAUCAAUUUUGCUGCAUAUAUGACUAGUUUGUCUACGCCAAUAAGUGAUUGAAAAGGAAAAAAGGAAUUAGCAUAUUGGCAACGCUGAAAGCCAAAAUGAUUGAUAAAUGACGUUAAAUAUACCAUUUAUUUUUCUAAGAGAUCAUCAUCAAGAGAAAAGAGAAGUGACAACUAUUGGUUAUUAUUGUAAUAAAUUCCAAAUUUGUUAAAUAAUUUAUCGUUCAUUGAAUUUUAAAACUACUUUUUCGUCGAUAUGGCUGAUCCAAAAUAUGCUGAUUUACCUGGAAUUGCCCAUGAUGAACCAGAUGUAUAUGAAACUAGUGAUCUGCCAGAAUCUGAACAAUCUACAGACUUUUAUGAGGAAGAGACAGAUCCAAUUGAAAGGAUUCACAUUUCGACCGAUGAUGCCUUCAAAAAGUUCCAGGGAAAAUUUCUCCAUGGAGAAAAUGUUGAUUUUUCGUCAAGAAUCAGUAGGAAAUUGCGCACAGGAUAUGACGCGAGAAGUGGAGAAUGGGAGUUAAUGGGACAUGGAGAGAUGGAAACCCCAAUACAAAAAUACCACCGACUUCAGUGUGAAAUGAAAGAAUUACUUGAAGAAGUUAAUGACCUUCAAAAUAAUAAAAAUGAAGAUGAUCCCAACUGCUUGAUUUCUAGUCAGAAAGUCGAACAAUCACUAAAACAGCUAGCAGACCUCAAAUUGGAGGAAAGUUUGGGAGAGGCUAUUGUUUCAAAAAUAUCUGAUCCUCAAGGUGUACAAAUAAAGAAACUCUUAUCUCAACUUCAACAAUUUAAGGACGGUAUAAAUGAAAAUAUGGAAUCCGACAUUAAAACAGAUGAAAAUGGUAUUGUUUAUCAAUUCAGUUAUAGACCUGAGCAUGGUCGGUUAACUCAGACAACGAGGGUAGCUGAGUUGGAAUCAAGAUUACAUAGGCUUGAGAAUGUCCUUGGUGCUUCCAGUGAUAAGUUAUCUCGUUUGACCUCAGCAACUUCAAAAGGAAGUCUAUUAGAAAUAGCUGAACAGUUGAGUGCCACUGCGAGUUUACUGGAUUCUUCCAAACUAGAUCAUAUUGAAGGAAGAUUGGGAGCACUCUCACAAAAACUUGAUGCUAUAACUGAAAAGAAAAAACAAUUACAAAAGGAUGAUGAGAGAGACAAAAUGGUUUUGGAAUUAUAUCAACUGGUAAAAAACACUGAGAAUGUAACCAAACUCCUUCCACAAACUAUUAUAAGAUUGAAAGCUCUAGAGGAAUUUCAUAAUAAAGCAAUGGAUUUAACCAAAACUCUGACUCAAAUUGAAGUUACUCAAGCAGAGAUGAGUGGAAAUGUCCAGAACAAUAAAAUGCUUCUCCAGGGAGUUCAAGAAAGUUUUGCAAUGAGUCUGAAUGAAAUUAAUUCUACUGUUGUUAGUCUUGAUGCAAGGAUAAAGGCUUUGAAGAAAAAGUAGUAAAUUUGUAAUCACAAAUAAAUCGUUUAUAUAAAUUGUA